UAGUUUUGAAGUGAGUCAGAGUUCUCCAAUUUGUGCCAGUGAUUGAAAGUGAUCUCAAGUGAAUCACCAUGACAACGGACUUUAAUCGUCACCAGUACCAGUACUACUACGGCCAGGAAGCGGUCAACGUGAACGUGAAAAUGGAGCAGAUCGAGCAACACAUAAGCACCGAAGAUUACUACGGAUGUUUCCCAGCAAUCAACAGUCAAGGAAUGAACAUCUCCAACAUGAUGAUGCUUCCGAACUAUGAAUCUCAAACCAUCAGCUAUCCCGAAUCCUGGAUGACACCUUCACCGUCCAGUUUCGGUUCGGAAAGCCCCGACUACUACUCGAUAAGUUCUCCGGCUUUUAUCGAUGUUGAAGAAUGCAAAGAAAACCUACUCAAACAAGCCACUCAGCAAACUGUGCUUCCUCUAUCACCACCAAUCCUACCUUCAACGGCCCUCGCAACCACAACCAACACACCAACACUUCCGGUCAAAAAACGCCAAUACCGGCGCACAUUGAAGGUCAAAUCGGAACCACUGGGAAUGGUCACCCAAGCGACGCCAACUUCCGGCCUCUCCUGCAAUAGCUUGAUUUUUUCCAAGGUGCCAUCCGAUUCUGCUGCACCGGUGACUGGAAAGAGGAAACGCAAACCAGUCGCACCGCAGAUCAAGAAGAAGCGCCGCCUCGCGGCGAAUGCACGCGAACGCAAACGGAUGCAGAGUCUCAACGAUGCCUUCGAUCGGCUGCGGACGUGGCUGCCCAGUUUGGGCAACGAUCGGCAACUGUCCAAGCACGAAACCCUGCAGAUGGCGCAGCAGUACAUCACGGCUCUGUACGAUUUGCUGCAGUAGAGGGAGGCGCACCCCGGUGCCGAUGGCCGCAGACGAGUGAUUCUUAGUCAGUAGUUGCCAGUAGUGGUGUUUUCGCUUUAAGGAAGUUCUGUACAUAUCGUUUCAAUGAGACAGUUAGUGACAACAAUUAUGAGGCU
Ochlerotatus camptorhynchus is the source of this 976-nucleotide messenger RNA. RefSeq names its product protein atonal-like. Gene Ontology annotation, molecular function: E-box binding; DNA-binding transcription factor activity, RNA polymerase II-specific; protein dimerization activity. Gene Ontology annotation, cellular component: nucleus. The record is from RefSeq and is a predicted model, not a curated record. Lineage: Eukaryota; Metazoa; Arthropoda; Insecta; Diptera; Culicidae. Gene Ontology annotation, biological process: sensory organ development; positive regulation of transcription by RNA polymerase II; axon development. The transcript has a single exon. Bases 69 to 839 code for a protein of 256 amino acids.